Messenger RNA from Rhipicephalus microplus (southern cattle tick), 2906 nucleotides. Its product is annotated as general transcription factor 3C polypeptide 3. Gene Ontology annotation, biological process: transcription by RNA polymerase III. The record is from RefSeq and is a predicted model, not a curated record. Gene Ontology annotation, cellular component: transcription factor TFIIIC complex. Lineage: Eukaryota; Metazoa; Arthropoda; Arachnida; Ixodida; Ixodidae. Gene Ontology annotation, molecular function: protein binding.
UGGAAUUACGAUUCGGACUUGGAGUGGGGUGAGCCAGCUGUUUUCACACCUUUCCCUCUUUGCUGUUUACCAGGGGCAACAACGAAAACAACCUCGCAAGCAGUUGACUGUGGUUCUCACUAUAACUAUAGUCAAAGCUACCUCUCGUUGUAGUGAAAGACGCGAACGUUCACUUCACGAUGACGGACGAUCCGUUCAAGUGCCUGCUCGGAGAAAUCUCCGAAGACCAAUGGCAGGCGUACAAGGCGCUUAGGAAACAUCAAGGUGGCCUUGUCGAAGAUGACGAUUCCCCCCUGGAUUCGGCAAGCAGUGACGUUGAUACCCCUCAGGAUGCUUCGGCGGAGAAAACUGACACGCAGGAUGCUGAGAAGCUGCGUUCCUUGCUCACCACCAAGUACAUUAAUGGGGAGAUAACCUUUGCUGAGUUUACAGACCGCAUGGACUUGUCCUUGACGCCAAAGGAAGAGAAUUUAAAAGAAGCUGAACAAGAACUUGAUGAUGACUUCCUCAGGCCAAGCCAUCGGAAAAACAGGGCCAGACGGCUGCCACGGGACUUGCAGGGUCUCGUAGGGCAGGCCAACCUUUGCUUUGCCCGGGGCAGCUACCAGGACGCAGUGAAAAUGUGCAUGGAGGUGGUGCGGCUGGCUCCACAUGCAGCCGAGCCCUUUCAGACUCUGGGGAUGAUCUACGAAGCAUUGGGAGAGCCCCAGCGGGCCCUGCAGUUCUCCCUCAUCGGUGCCUACUUGAGCCCACAGGACGCUGACGAGUGGAGCCGGUUGGGAGAGUUAUCCCUCGAACAGGGCGACGUGCACCAGGCCAUUGCGUGUUACGUCCAGGCGGUGCGGGCAGACCCUUCAAAUAUGGAGCUGCGCUUCGAGCUGUGCUCGCUGUAUGAGCAAGUGGGCAACCAGCAGAGAGCUCUUGCUUGCUGCACAGCUUUGGUCCAGCAGAUGGGGCAUGGGGACGCCUGCCUGAAGCUCUCUCGGGAACUUGCCAAGGUGCACCACCAGAGAGGCAAUGUGGCUGUAGCCACUCAGGUGCUCCUCAGUGCCGUCAAGAAAUUCCCUACCCACGUCUCCUCGGAAGACAUCAACAUGCUACUAGAGCUACAGCUUGCCCAGAAAAUGUUCCAGGCUGCAUUGAUGGUUCUGCACAGCUACUGUGGCGUGAAACUGCUGCCACUGCCGGAAGACUGCAAGGAACUCACUGGGGAACUGCUCACAGACUCCUUGGCGACCUUUGAGAGGUGCGAGGUUCCUGCAGAGAUGCCAGUGGAUUUGCGUACAAAACUGAUUCUGUGCCUGGUGUACCUUGGUGGUGGCGAGCAGCUGACGGGCGGCCUUUUGGACCAGCUGCAGCGUGAUGAAGACCCCGAGGAUGCAGGGGAUCUUUUCCUCGACGUGGCUGAAGCACUGAUGGAAGUGAGGCGCGUGCAAGAGGCUCGGCCCUUGCUCCAUGCGCUAGUCAACACGCGCAACUACGGAAUGGCAGCGGUGUGGCUGCGUUACGGGGAGUGUCUGCAGCAGCUGGGUUGCCUGCGUGAGGCGACCAGUGCAUACGAGCGCACGUGUGAGCUGGCACCCAGCCAUUCUCAGGCACGCCUGGCCCUGUGCCAGCUGCUCUUGGCCCAGGGGCUCACAGAGCGGGCCAUUGCAUGCCUCGAGUCAGCUGAUGCCCCCGAGCAAGGAGCGAUGGGAGACGCAGAUCAGCAGCAGGAUGCAGCAUGUGUGCUGCUUCGACGAGCACAGCUGUUGCAGCAGUCGGGACGGCAUGGAGACUUCAUCGAGACUGCCAAGCUGCUUCACGAAGCACACUGCCCACCCAUACAGACCCCCAACGAGUACACAGCCAUGUUUACGACGAGCACCUAUCGUGGUCGCACGGAAGCUUUGCGAGAACUGUACCAGCAGCGGAACUUCACUCCAUUCAACUGGCUGACAGCAGACAGUGGUGUCUCCGUAGACGAGCUGUACCAGUGCUUUCUUGAGCUGUGCCAGGAGCUUCACCGUUUGGGGCACAUGGAGGACCUGCAGCAGGUGACAACUGAGGCACUCGUGUCACCCUUGCUUAAUCGAGAGCCACACAUGACCAAGGAGCUAGACUUCCUGUGCUUUCAAGCCCACUACCAAGACCCGAGACAGGAGGAGCACACUUUCUCUAUGGCUCGCUCACUGGUGCCAAAGUAUGCUGCCCACAAUCGUGCCUGGAACCUGUUUGGACUGGCAGUGAAUCUGAGCCCUGUAAUGCGGCAGAACCGUUUCUGCUUGCGCCAGGUGUACAAGCAACCACACAGUGUGCCCCUUGGCUUGCUCAACGGCCACAAUGCCCUGGUGUCAGGCACCUACAAACAUGCCUUAGGGGAGUAUGUGCAGCUGCUGAAGAAGGUGGAUGAAGAGGAGCCCCUGUUGCUGCUGUGUGCAGGCCUGUCACUGGUGCACAUUAGCUGUCAGAAGUUCUCGGCUCGCCGCCACUGGCUGCUGGUGCAGGCAAUGGGCUUCCUCGACCGUUACAUGCUCGCACGGCCCAGCCAGGAGGCCCUCUUCAACAUGGGCCGCGCACUGCAACAGCUCGGUUUCCCCCACUUGGCACUCAACAUGUACCAGCGUGCACUGGACACACCUCCGGCGGUACAGGGCAUGCCGGACGUCUUUGAUCUGCGUUGCGAGAUAGCCUUCAACAUGAGCCUCUUGUACCAGCACAGUGGCAACACCGAGCUUGCCAGCAGCAUCGUUGCUCAGCACUGCAUAAUCUGAGCUUCCAAGCAUGCAUUCUGUUGCUGCUUUCCUUGAGGUUCAAACAUCUGCAUCUCAAUGGUGCCACUCUAGGGAAUCCAGUAUACGCAAACAUUUAUGACUAUGAUCUUGUACAGAAAUGUAAAUAAACAUUUCUUUUUGUCUGUUGUUCAA